Molecule: messenger RNA, 544 nt
Organism: Salvelinus sp. IW2-2015
Lineage: Eukaryota; Metazoa; Chordata; Actinopteri; Salmoniformes; Salmonidae
Source: RefSeq, a predicted model, not a curated record
GGUAUCAUUGGCAACAUGGUGCAAUCUGGUUGCUCUCUGUGCUGUAUACUGCACUUUGACCUCACAGGACGUUACCAGUCCAGAAGGAGUAUCGUGACAGUGAAUAGGUUCUACACAACACCAACCUCAGAGGCCUCCUGGGAUAAACAAGGAUUCAUAAUGUCUCUCCACAAAACUUUCCUGGUCUGCUUAUUACUGGCUGUUUGUGUUAACCAGGCCCAGAGUGGUAAGCCAAACGAUGGCUUACGGCUCACUACAUCCAAGGGUGGGACCCUGCAGCCUUGGCUUGUUGGUCUGGCUGCUGUAGUGGGAUUCCUCUUCAUCGUCUUCGUCAUCCUUAUUGCACAAAGGCUUUUCUUCAAGAAGGACAAAGAGGAAGAUGGUGGUUGGUAUGAGAACCCUGCUGUAGAAAUGGAAGCUGGAAAGGCCAGUGAGGUUAAACAAACCAGCCUAUAGAGAGACCACCACUUCUCCUGCACAUGCAUUUCUUUCAACUCUAUGAUUGUCAUAUCCUAUGUUUGUGCAAUUAAACAAAUUAAGAAAA